AUGACCAUUUUGUAUGGAAUCGAUGAGCCAACUCAAAGUCCUCUAGUUUCCGAUGAAGAAAUUCGAUCGAUUAUUCGCGAUGAAUACGGAAUUGUGAAAGAAAUAAGCCUAGCUUAUUGUCGAUUUCUCAUCAAGAGUGGAUUCUUUGAAGGAAGCAAUUGGAUUGAUUCCUCGCAACUUCUAUGUCAUCAAGAUUGGAAUUACAACGGAAAGCCUCCGCACAGAAGAAUCUUUUCUAUGCAAGGACAACUGAUCCUCAGCUUGCUCAUGAGUGCAGUGUACUUCACGGGAUAUUUGCUUUUCAGCGGUGAGGAGUCAGCAGUGAGGGGACGCUGCUCUGCAUUUGUAAACGCGAUGAUCAAAAAGACCUUUUUCCUAUGUGUAUCCCUAUCAUCAUCUGGUGGAGAAGAGCCAUACAUGCAAACAGCCGAAUUAGCGAAUGAACAUGAGCGUUGUCGCAGUGAAGCCAUUCGUGAAUUCAGAAAUGCCAAGAAAAGGGGUGGCGCUGCGCACACUGCUGUGCUCAUUGCAAUCAUGAUUGCCGAUUAUGUUUUGCAAGAGUUUUGUCAACUUCUUGGUAUGAAUUCAAUUGCGGGUAUUUUCUCAUCGGUCUUCUUCAUCAUUGUUUGCACUUUGUCGGAUAUAUUGACGAUUCUGGGAACUGGGUUUGGAAGAAGUUUAUUUCACCAAAUGCCCACCAUAUGGGUGCUCUGCAAGACAAGUCUUCGUGGAGCGGCAACGGCUUUUCGCAAAAUGCCAUCAGAGACCUGCAAAGACGUCGAUGCGAAAAACUUCAAAGCUACGGGAUCUUUCUCGGCACCAUCGUUGAACCUCGACUCGACGUCAGAAUGC
This is a messenger RNA of Mesorhabditis belari, 852 nucleotides long. The record is from the annotation of a GenBank genome assembly. Lineage: Eukaryota; Metazoa; Nematoda; Chromadorea; Rhabditida; Rhabditidae.